UACACAUCAAAUAUGAUCAGCUGGUUUCAGGAAACCAACUAACUAAACUUCAUCUUCUGCCUGAAAUCAAGGAGCCAUGUUUCUAAACGGCCUUAGCGACAGUAACUAAGGGGCGGGGCGAGACGCCGUGACAUCGCGAGAACACUCCGCGGGAUCCCGCAGCGCUCCUGUAUCUCAGCCUGAAGAGCUCCGAGACCAGAAUCCAGACUCAGUCCAGGACAACACGGUCCACCAGUCACAGCGGAGACCUGCAGGACGAUGGAGAACCAGAACCCGGACCGCAGGAGCCAAACAGCAGCCUCGUGCUCUGAUAGCAGCGAUGUUCAGAGAAGGAGACGAAGAAAUGGACUAAAACGCCAUCGCUGUCCGCACUGUGACAAAUCCUUCACAUCUGGAUAUUUGAAGAUUCAUCAGCGAGUUCACACUGGAGAGGAACUGUACAGCUGUGACCAGUGUGGGAAAACUUUCAUUACAUUAGGUGUCCUGAAAAUCCACCAACGUGUUCACACUGGAGAGAAACCGUACUGGUGUGAACAGUGUGGAAAAACUUUCACUCAAUCAAGUGCCCUAAAACUCCACCAACGUGUUCACACUGGAGAGAAACCGUACUCGUGUGAACGGUGUGGAAAAACCUUCGCUCAAUCAGGUCACCUAAAAAUCCACCAACGUGUUCACACUCGAGAGAAACUGCACUCGUGUGAACUCUGUGGAAAAAAUUUCAGGUCAUCAGGUCACCUAAAAAUCCACCAAUGUGCUCACAGUGGAGAGAAACCGUACCGCUGUGACCAGUGUGGAAAAACUUUCACUCAAUCAGGUGCCCUAAAAAUCCACCAACGUGUUCACACUGGAGAGAAACCGUACUCGUGUGAACAGUGUGGAAAAACUUUCGCUCAAUCAGGUCACCUAAAAAUCCACCAACGUGCUCACAGUGGAGAGAAACCGUACUCGUGUGAACAGUGUGGAAAAACUUUCGCUCAAUCAGGUCACCUAAAAAUCCACCAACGUGUUCACACUGGAGAGAAACCGCACUCAUGUGAACUGUAUGGAAAAAAUUUCAGUUCGUCAGAUAUCUGUAAGAAUCACCAAUGUGUUCACACUGGAGAGAAACCGUACUGGUGUGAACUGUGUGGAAAACAUUUCGCUCAAUCAGGUGCCCUAAAAAUCCACCAACGUGUUCACACUGGAGAGAAACCGUACGCGUGUGAACAUUGUGGAAAAACUUUUAGUCGAUCAGGUGACCUAAAAAACCACCGGCGUGUUCACACUGGAGAGAAACCAUACAGGUGUGAACAGUGUGGAAAAACUUUCAAUCGAUCACAUGUCCUAAAGAAGCACCAACGUGUUCACACUGGAGAGAAACCGUACUCGUGUGAAAAGUGUGGGAAAACUUUCAGUCGAUCAGAUCUCCUAUAUAAACACCAACGUGUUCACACUGGAGAGAAACCGUACUGCUGUGACCAGUGUGGGAAAACUUUCAUUACAUUAGGUGUCCUGAAAAUCCACCAACGUGUUCACACUGGAGAGAAACCGUACUGGUGUGAACAGUGUGGAAAAACUUUCACUCAAUCAAGUGCCCUAAAACUCCACCAACGUGUUCACACUGGAGAGAAACCGUACUCGUGUGAACAGUGUGGAAAAGCUUUCGCUCAAUCAGGUGCCCUAACAACCCACCAACGUGUUCACACUGGAGAGAAACCGUACUGGUGUGAACAGUGUGGAAAAUCUUUCGCUCAAUCAAGUGCCCUAAAACUCCACCAACGUCUUCACACUGGAGAGAAACCAUACUGGUGUGAACAGUGUGGAAAAACUUUCGCUCAAUCAAGUGCCCUAAAAACCCACCAACGUGUUCACACUGGAGAGAAACCGUACUCGUGUGAACAGUGUGGAAAAACUUUCAAGACAUCAGAUUGCCUAAAAUACCACAAACUUGUUCACACUGGAGAGAAACCGCACUCAUGUGAACUUUGUGGGGAAAAAUUCACUUUAUCAACUGUCCUGAAAAAACACCAACGUGUUCACACUGGAGAGAAACCAUACUCGUGUGGAAGAACUUUAGGUUCAUCAGAUGACCUAAAAAUCCACCAACGUGUUCACACUGGAGAGAAACCAUACUGGUGUGAACUGUGUGGACAAACUUUUGCUCAAUCACAUUACCUAAAACUCCACCAACGUGUUCACACUGGAGAGAAACCGUACGCGUGUGAACAGUGUGGAAAAACCUUUAGUCGAUCAGGUGACCUAAAAAACCACAGACGUGUUCACACUGGAGAGAAACCAUACAGGUGUGAACAGUGUGGAAAAACUUUCAAUCGAUCACAUGUCCUAAAGAAGCACAAACGUGUUCACACUGGAGAGAAACCAUACUCGUGUGAACGGUGUGGGAAAACUUUCAGUCGAUCAGAUCUCCUAUAUAAACACCAACGUGUUCACACUGGUGAGAAACCGUACUGGUGUGAACAGUGUGGAAAAACUUUCAAGUCAUCAGAUGGCCUAAAAUACCACGAACGUGCUCACACUGGAGUGAAACCAUACAGCUGUGGCCAAUGUGGCAAAUCUUAUACCAAAAGGAGACACCUUACAAGACACAAAUGCAUUGACAAAGCAUCAGUGUGACAGUUUUCACAGAGCCGAGCUAGCUGUUUCCUUCUGCCCUGAAUACCACCACCUGUUAUCAUGUGACUGUGCUAGACUAACGUCAUGUGAUGACAGCUGAGGAAGUUUGAUUUGGAAAGACCUGGAAAUUGUUAAUCCGGAGGUUUUAUCAGCCAAUAGCAAAAUUAAACUGCAGUACCCAGUAGAGUGCAGUCACUGCAUUUCAGAAUCAGCUUUAUUGCCAGGUAUGUGUACACAUGAGGAAUUUGACUCUGGAUUGUACAUUGCUCACGAUGUGCUUACUUAUACAAUAAGACAAAAAUAAUCAAACACAGGCUACAGUAUAGAGAACCCAUAUAUACAGACUAUGGACUAAACUGACAGAUUGAGCGAAUAGUGUAGUGAGCUGAGUACAAAGGACGUAGGAAAAAAUUAUUAUUACCAUUAUUGUUAUUAUGUACACGUUGGAGGUGGAUGUGAUAUACAGGUGCACAUACAUCAGAGUGAUUGUUUACGGAAGAAACGGUUCCUGAGUCUGUUGGUUACCAGAGGGGAGGAGCUGGAACAGGUUGUGUCCGGGGUGAGAUGGAUCUAUACUGUCCUGAAUGGAGGGCCGGUUGGUACCGAUGAUCCUUUCUGCAGUCCUGACUGUCCGUUGUAGUCUGCUCCUGUCCUUUUUGGUGGCAGAUCCAAACCAGACAGUGAUGGAGGUGCAGAGGACAGACUGGAUGAUGGCUGUGUAGAACUGGAUCAGCAGCUCCUUUGGCAGGUUGAGCUUCCUGAGCUGGUACAAGAAGUGCAUCCUAUGCUGGGCGUUCUUGAUAAUAGUGUUGGGUUGGGGGGGCGUCAGUGCUGAUAGUCCGGGUGCUGAAUGUGAUGUUCUCCAGCCUCAGUUUGUGAUCCACUGACAGGUGGAGGCUGGCACGGUGAGCUGGGUGAGUUUGGUGCUGAGGAUGUUCGGGAUGAUGAACGCUGAGCUGAGGUCCACAAACAGGAUCCUGCAUAUGUCCCUGGAGAGUCGAGGUGUUGCAGGAUGCAAUGCAGUCCCAAGUUGACUGCAUUGUCCACUGACCUGUUAGCCCUGUAGGCAAACUGCAAGGGGUCCAGCAGGAGCGUGGCAGUUUUUAUCCCACUAUAUGUAGAAUUCAAAUGGUUCACAGUAAAAUGUCCACAGGACCUGAAUCCAUCAACAACAUUACUAAAUAAAUCUUAAAGAUUCUCUUUGAUUCUUGAAGAAGCUCUUCUUUGAAGCAGACUGAAGCUCUCAACGUGGCUCCAACUCAUGCACCAUCUCCUCUGUGGGAUGUUUGUACUUUUUGCAACAGUUAGUGUCCUUGUAGUUAAUGUAUAAAUAUAAUGUAAAUAUAUCAGUCUGAGGGAAGCUGAUCCAGUCACUUCCUGUUCUGCCUCCUUCCUGAGAAACAUGUCAAAUGAUUCACCUGAUUGAAUCCACCCGAUCAUGACAAUGACGAGAUUGAUGAUUUUGACCAAACUGCUUAAAUUAAAUGUUUUGAUCUCUUAGCUUGCUCACUACUCAAGAAUGUCUCUGUUCUACAAAAACUGCCAAAGCUCAUUUCUUUUGUCUCCUAAUGAUGUGUCUGCUUAAACAGUAAGAUGACUUUUUAA
Micropterus salmoides (largemouth bass) is the source of this 4218-nucleotide messenger RNA. RefSeq names its product zinc finger protein 721-like. The transcript is spliced from 3 exons. Lineage: Eukaryota; Metazoa; Chordata; Actinopteri; Centrarchiformes; Centrarchidae. Bases 259 to 2613 code for a protein of 784 amino acids. Gene Ontology annotation, molecular function: RNA polymerase II cis-regulatory region sequence-specific DNA binding; DNA-binding transcription factor activity, RNA polymerase II-specific. The record is from RefSeq and is a predicted model, not a curated record. Gene Ontology annotation, biological process: regulation of transcription by RNA polymerase II.